AUGGCCUCUGCAACUGAGCCCACCCCUUCGCUAGCUACCUCGUCAGAAGCCUCGCGAGAAAAAGCAGUUCCCGCAGCCAGAACUGAGUUGACGAUCCUCGAUCGCGUCGAUCGGCUAAACCAAUCUCAGAGCGCGCUCUUGGUCUUCCGGCCAGCGCGCGGUCGGGCCGUUAUGACUCGCUCCGGUUUCACCGCUUUGCCAAGACUCCAAGGGAAUCUGUGUUCCCUCUCCAGGUUUGGAAAUAAUCCCAUGGGAGUCAGGCAGCUGAGAUUCGGGGUAUCACUGGACUUUGGAGGAUAUGCUUGGCGUGAAAGCCCAGACAUGCUCGUUCAUGAUUGCUGCUUUGCACUGAACUGCCGUGGAGAAACAAAAGAGGGUGACAAAAGACAAACUCUUAAUGGAUUAAUUCCAUAUAAACAAGAAAGGUGUUUCCAUGUCACUUACCCACCAAACCAGAUAACUCCCUCCAAUCAGGGGAAAAUUUCAGUUUUAUGCUCUACAACAAGUUUGGCCUUGUUGGAGGACUGUCCAAAGGUCAGCGAGUUGGCUGCUGGUGAUUGGAUGCUCACCCAGAAGCCAAAGUCUAUUACUGUGCCCGUGGAAAUCCCCAGCUUGCUGAAGGAUGAGUAUCACAUCCACUCUCUGGAAGCUUUCUUGGGCCUUGAGUCUGACUUUGGACCUUACAUCACUGGCUGUCCUGGUUCCCAGGCCUUUGGAUUUGGAGUAGAACUACAUCACCAACCCCCAUGGGCCUCCAGCUUGUGGAUGGCAGACUCUGUCAUUGCUCCUCAGAUUGUCAGUGGCUGCUAUGCAGCAGGUGCAGCCUGCUCUCUUACUAGGUCUUCACUCCACAAAGGCAACGACUGGCCAAGGCAGCGGCUGACCCUGGAUUACACAAGUGCAGACACUCAACUAAGUGAGCUGGAAGACCCAGAGGAAGGCCAGGGCUCAGGUGCCCACAUGAUCAGCACAGCCAGCGUACCUGCCGAUAAGCCAGUGCGCAUCGCCUUCAGCCUCGAUAAUGCCUCAGAUGAUACACCUCCUGAGGACUCCAUUCCUCUGGUCUUUCCAGAAUUAGACCAGCAGCUACAGCCUCUGCCGCCUUGUCACGACUCCCUGGAAUCCAUGCAGGUGUUCAAGCAGCACUGCCAGAUAGCAGAAGAGUACAAUGAGGUCAAGAAGGAAAUCGCUCUGCUUGAGGAAAGGAAAAAGGAGCUCAUUGCCAAGCUGGACCAGGCAGAAAAGGAGAAGGUAGAUGCUGCUCAGCUGGCCCGAGAAUUCGAGGUACUGAUGGAGGAGAACCGGACAUUGAAGUUGGCUCAGUCCCAAUGUGUAGAACAGCUGGAAAAACUUAGAAUACAGUAUCAGAAGAGACAGGGCUCAUCCUAACUUGAAACUACUCAAUGUGAGCAUAAAAGGUUGGUGACUGCUGUGUCCUGGCCAAAAGAUUUUCGUUGUAAGGGGAUAGUGUGUAAAACCCAUUGUUUCUUUUUAUUACCCACGUGGCAAACAUCUGUAAUGAAUUUAACGCUUGCUAGAUGGAGUUUGUGAGAAAGGAGAUUAUAUUUUAAAUAAGAUAAUUAAAGCAAGCCUAUUGGCAAUAUAUGUCUUCAGAGAUCAUAACUCAUUUCCAAAGAUAUAUAUUUUUUCUUAUUUACAAAGAUGUGAUCAGACUGUACAUCAGGGUAGAAAAUGAUGAAAAUAGAAUAUUGACUGACCCCGCUAACAAUCAUGAACAGAAUUAAGCCAGAAAAACAAACUGGUAAGACGCUCACUGUAGUUUCAUACCUGUGUAUUCUUAAAUUUCAUGUCUUGAAUAUUUUAACUGUGCUCAAACCUGAAGUCAGAAACUUCUGUGCACAUUUUUAGGUUCACCGGAGUUAGGUUUAAUCCCUCAGUGAUUGAUUGUACUGAGAAUAAAUGGUUGCCUAUCAUAAAAGCUUUCUCAUGAAAAUAUUAGCAGAAAGCAUGUUUGUGCCAAUUCCUACUGCCAGUGCUAACUUGCUGUUGUGAUAAAAAGCUGAUACAGCUGCAUUUUUUUUCCACACCAUGUUACCAGCCAGUAAACAUCUCUGCCUUUGCUUGUGUGUGUUUUGGGGGCAUGCGGGAAAUGGAAAAGUAUCAUUUGGACAUUACUUUGGUGACAUGAAAACAUCAUUAAAACCAUGACUAUGAUUUGGAUUUAAGGAGGUUUUGGAUCAGCGAUAACUAAGAUGAAUAUGUGGAGAAGAAUAAAAUGAUCCUUCCCCUGUUGCACCUAUCACCAUAGUUCCCCAAGUGGAUCUCUUUGUUUUAUGUCCAUUUCUAUUCAUGUAACUUCUUUUUCAUUAAACAUGGAUCAAAACUGUC
Suricata suricatta (meerkat) is the source of this 2349-nucleotide messenger RNA. RefSeq names its product MAP3K7 C-terminal like (gene MAP3K7CL). Gene Ontology annotation, cellular component: cytosol; nucleus. Bases 1 to 1389 code for a protein of 462 amino acids. NCBI's taxonomy places the organism in Eukaryota, Metazoa, Chordata, Mammalia, Carnivora, Herpestidae. The transcript is spliced from 10 exons. The record is from RefSeq and is a predicted model, not a curated record.